Molecule: messenger RNA, 7495 nt
Organism: Podarcis lilfordi (Lilford's wall lizard)
Lineage: Eukaryota; Metazoa; Chordata; Lepidosauria; Squamata; Lacertidae
Source: the annotation of a GenBank genome assembly
AUGGCUUUACGCCUUAAUUUAAUUAUAUUAAAUGGCAGGUGUCCUCCAGAUAUACCAGGAGAGUUCACCCAUCUGGGGUUAAAAUCAAACAGUGUUCUUGACUAUGUAUUGGUUUCCCGGGAUCUAUUUUUGAAUGUCACCUCUUUUAAAAUUGAUAAUGCCCAAUUUAGUGACCAUCUUCCCCUGACAACCAAGUUAUGUGUUGACUGGCACCUGCUCGAGCGCUCCCACCCAAUCCCGGUGAUUGCGGAGCCGUCCACUAAAAUAAAGGGGAUUAGAUGGUCCCCUGCCCUCGCCCAUAGAUAUACGGAUUUUAUCCGAGAAAAGUUUCUUGGUGAUCAGCCGGACGUAGGAAUAGUCCCGCGUGAUCCUAUUACCUGUAUGAAUUUUUCUCUUGCCUGAUAGAAGUUUUAACUCGCUUUUUACUUCUCCAAGCUAUGGAGUUAAAAACGAUUAUUUUAAAUUUGGCGCCCCUUGGUUCAACUCUGCUUGUAAACUAGCCAGACUCCAUCUACAUACAAUAUAUAAUGACUAUAAACUUUCCGGCGCUCUGGCCUUACCUCCAUCUUAUUCCCUGGCUAAAAAAGCAUACAAACAGGCCCAGAAAUCGGCCAAACGGGAAUGGCAUUUAAAUCGCUGGCAGACUAUAAUUUCUGCCUCAAAAUCUCAUAACUCCCGGAAAUUUUGGUCCUUAAUUAAGGGAAGAAACACGAAAUACCCCUUAACGGUGAUCCCGGCCCCUACAUGGGAGCAGUUCCUGAGAAAAUAUUUCUCAGUGGCAGAAGCUCCGGCCACUCACUGGAGACCUUCUAAUCCCCUUCCCGUCUGGCACAAUACCGACCCUGCUGAAAUCCUAGAAUUGAUAGCUGAGCUGAAAACUGGUAAGGCCCCUGGGCCAGAUUUGGUCCCUGUUGAGGCUAUAAAGCUACAUUCUGCAUGGUGGGCAGGGAUUUUAGCUAAAACGUUUGACGCAAUAAAUGCCACGGGCUUAAUACCAGGUACGUGGAAGGAGGCCAUUAUAAUUCCUAUCUACAAAAAAGGCCCUCCCGGUGACCCAGGGAAUUACCGGAAUAUCAGUCUGCUAUCGUCCAUUGGGAAAAUAUAUGCCCGUUUUUGCUGGCAAGGCUGAUGAAGUGGUCAGCUGAGGCUGACCUGAUUGGGCAUGAGCAAGCCGGAUUUAGAUUAAAUCGAUCCACAACAGAUCAGGCAAUUAUUCUUUAUCACUUAGCCCGGAAAUACUCGACACCUCGACGGGGCCAACUUUGCGCAGCCUUCAUAGAUUUGAAAGCUGCGUUUGAUAGUAUUCCGAGGCAAUUACUAUGGGAUAAACUUGCCUGCUGGGGAAUAGAUAGAAGGCUCCUGUGGCUUAUCUCCCAACUUCAUGCCGGAUCCGUGGCCAGGGUAAGAAUAUCCCCUGCUGGAGACCUAACUAACCCAGUGCCAGUAAAUAAGGGUGUACGCCAGGGUUGUAUUUUAGCGCCUCUUCUUUUUAACUUAUUUAUCAGUGAUAUGAGGAACCCAUUAAUCGACUCACAAAAAUUUAUCCACACCCCCCGUAUAGCAGAUUAUCGUUGUCCUUUACUUCUCUACGCAGAUGAUGCGGUACUACUCUCUUACUCCAGAGUGGGUUUAAGGAGGGCACUAAAGAUUUUUGCAUCAUAUUGCCGUUCUAAUCAUCUGUCUAUCAACCACACCAAGUCCAAAGUACUGAUAUUUUCAAGGAGUCGAAAAUUAUAUUCAUGGAAAUUGGAGGGCACGAAAAUCGAACAAGUACACAAAUUUAAAUAUUUAGGAAUUUAUUUUCAAUAUAAUCUAGGGUGGAAAGCGCACGUUGAAUAUCUUCAAAACAAGACAAAAGCCCUAUCACACUCCCUCCUCCGUUUUUCUACUCUGAGGGGCCUUAUUCAUCCCUGCGGCCUUGAAAGUGUAUAGCAUUAAAGUGAUGGCCACAAUGGCCUAUGCUGCACCUUUAUGGGCUGCUUUUGCAAACCUCUCACCUUUAGAGUCGCUUCAAAGCCAAUUCUUACGCCGACUUCUAAAACUACCAACAUGCGUAAGUAAUGCGGCUAUUCGCUUAGAAAUGAAGAUCCCCUCAGUGGAGUUAGUUUUAUGGAGGAGAGUUUUGAUUUAUUGGAUAUCCCUAUGGCAUAAACUACCGAACCAUUAUCUCAUUCAAUGCAUGUGGCGGGAUGACUUCACAAAUUUGUGGUCAGGAAAAAUCCAUGCCAAAUUGCUGUCCUAUGAGAUCUCGCCCACGGAAUUGCUCAAACUGGAUCUAAACGCGGCAAAAAGGUGUAUAAAUCAAAGGCUGGAUGAUGUGGAGCUAUACCAAAAUUUCUUAGCUGGUGGUGGAGCCUGCUCCCCGUUAAAUCUCGGCAUAACCCCUAUCUAUCGUGCUCCGUCCUACUUAACAUCGCUUAUAGCCGCAUCUCACCGAUAUGCCUUCAUUAGAGCCAGGUUCAAUGUUUUUCCAACAAACGUGCUGAGACAUAGAUUCACUAAGGGCCAAGUCCCUUCAAUGUGUGCUUGUGAAAUGAAAACAUCUGAAUCUUUACAUCAUGUUAUGUUUAUCUGCCCUAUGUACAGUUCAGCUCGCGCUAGUAUACUAAACUCCAUAAUCCAGCCUAUGGCUGACAAACCAGUAGACCUACAGCUUGCCUGGGUUCUUCAAGAUGCAGAUCCUUAUAUUACUCUACAGGUUGCUAAAUUCCUAACAGCCGUUCUCUCGUACAAGAGACGGAAUGGAAUGUUAGCUGAUUAUUGAUAGUUAUAAGAAUUUUUGAUAUUGACAUCAGAUAUUGAUUUUAGCGUAGUGCCUAAAUUUUUAACUUUAAUCUUAAAUUUCUGUUUUGAUUUGCCAAUAUUUGUCCUUGUGAGCUGUGAAUUGUGUUAUAUUACUUGUGGCUUGUACGAGACCGCUGUUUUAUUUGAUUUGUUUUGUGUGUUGUGCUUUAUGAUGGGCGUAAAGCCGAAUAAACAUUUUGAUUGAGACUCAUCACCACCAUAUACAAAGACAGUAUGGACUGAAUUCUUGGUGCUGGGGACGAGAGCAUUGGGCAGAGUUAUUGCAUUCAUGCCCGUCUUGUCUCUUGGGAACCUCUAGCUAGUCACUGUGGGAAAGCUAGACUUGAUGAAACCUGGGUCUGAUCCAAUGUGUUUGAAUGUAUCUUCUUGCCCUGCGUUUUUAACUUAGUCACAUUUAUAUUUUAUAUAUGAUCAGGAGAUAUCUAUCCCCCUUACUUUGUAAGCAUCUCAGUUGGCUGCAGCUGAGUUUUAUUAAAUUCUUUGUCUCACAGACUCCAAUGAAUCAAGCCUCCACUCGUUCACAUUGUAUUUUCACCAUUCACAUCUCAAGCAAAGAGCCAGGUUCUGCAACCAUUCGACGCUCCAAACUACAUUUAGUGGAUCUGGCUGGUUCAGAGCGUGUUGCAAAGACUGGAGUUGGAGGCCAGUUGCUGACAGAAGCCAAAUAUAUCAAUCUGUCAUUACAUUACUUGGAACAGGUAUGGUUGACGUCAGUUCUUCAUUUUGUUAUUAGUUUGUUGUAGUAGUUUGCUUUUAGAAUGUUCAUGUUCCAUUUCACUUGGCAUUAUGGCUAAUCAUUUGAUUCAGAGAAGGAGUAUAAUGUCUCCCAGCGUAGUUUAUUUGAGGUAAUAGCAUGGAGAACAUAAUUUUCCUUAUACCAUUUUACUGCACUGUACCUUUUAAUAGAACUUCCUUCUUAAACACAAUUUCAAUGGCAGCUGUUGAAAUGCAGUAUGUAGUAAUGUUUUGUGUUCCGUGACCAAAGAAAGGCAGGUGUAUUUCAUGGAAAGCCUAACAAAGCCAUCGUGGAUUUUAUCCCAGCUAUUGAAUUAUACAGCCAAUAUAUACACUUUUCUGCCUUAGCAUUUCACGUGUUUAGUACAGUGGUACCUUGGUUUAAGAACAGCUUAGUUUAUGAACAACUUGGAUUAAGAACACUGCAAACCCGGAAGUAGGUGUUUUGGUUUGUGAACUUUGCCUUGGAAGCAGAACAUGUUGAGUGUGUUUCAUUUGUAAAUUGAGUCCCCCACUGCUAUGGGGAAGCACGCCUUGUUUUAAGAAAGCCUUGCUUUAAGAACAGACUUCCAGAACAGAUUGAGUUUGUAAACCAAGGUACCACUGUACUAAUCUUUCCCCAUUAUGAUACUCUUUACACUUUUUCUUUGGUCUUUAACUCCAGGAUCUCUACCUAGAAGCACAUGAGUGUUGUAUUAAUAACCUGUGGAUAAAUUAUUACUACUGUGACUUUAUUGCUACUGUAUUAAAAUAGUUUGAAAAACAUUAUCCAUUAGCCCUAGUGUUCUGCUAAAAGAGAAAAGCAUCACACCUGCCAGACUACAGUUUUUUGUUUUUUUACAGAUUUCACUAUGGAGUAUUGUUUCAUAGCCCUGCAAAUACUAAUAGCAAUGGAAGGCUUUGUUGAUUUUGGAGUGCUCAUAAACACAGUGUUCUCUCCCUGAAAGUUUCUUUAACAUAUUUGUAAGCCACAGAAACUGAGUAUAUGUCAGACAUUCAAGGAGAAAAGUUGUCAGAACUGAAAGAAAUGGACAAUGUACUUUGUUUAACUAUGUGCCUAACACCUUUCCCCCCCUUUGGCAUAUGGGAAUUUAAAGUAGAACAUUUAGAUUUACUAUAACUAUAACUAUAACUGAGAAAUCUUUGCAAAAAGUUUACUUUGCCUUCUGUAGCCAAAUUGUUGCUUUUGGACUAACCACAUGUUGAAUAAACAUCCCCAACCCUAAUGAUUCUACCAGCAUAUCUCAUUUUUAGACAGCAGCAACAUAAGUGUAGUGUCUGGAGUGUGUGAUGGACCGAGGUGAAGGCAAAGAAACUGAAGAUCAAGCCAGAUAAAAAACUGAUGUUGAUGGUUGCAGUUUAUAGCACAUUUUAAGUACCUCCUUUGAUUGAUGAGUUAAGAUUUGGCACUUAACAGUGACUUGAAGAUAAAUGCUAUAACCUGCUUAAAACUGAACUUUGAAAUCACUAAGUAUAAACUUGAAACAGCAUAUUUUGUGCUUAUUGAAUAUUAAAAGUGCUCUUAAUUUUGAUUUACAACACACCUCUUAAUUAAAUACUACUUUGCAGUGGAAAACAAGGACUCCCUGCUUCUUCUUGGACAGUUUCUUGGUGGAUCAUAACUACAGUCUGUUUCUGUUAUCCAGCAAUGAGGUGACAAUGUCAUUUGCUAAUGCAAGUGUUUUCUACAAUUCCAUGUGCUCAAGCAUCUUCAGUAGCAUUAGAUGAAAGGGUCUUAAUGCCAGAUGUCCACCAGCUUCUAUGUAGUCCUCUCUACUAACCUUUGUCAAACAUUAUACAGUGCAUGUUGUGGGGAAAAGAUCUGAUAUGAACAAGGCAGUAGUGCAAAAUAUUUCCCAGUCCUGGAGAUUCUGCUGUUGGGUAACAGCACCAUGUCCUUUCUAGGACUACACAGAGGCUGCAAAGGGGAAAAAAGCAGAAAUCGGAUCAUGCAGCAUUCAGAGGGAACUCAUCCCGCUCAUUCACUGAGGCAAUUGAAACAAAAAGUGUUGGCCGAAGCAAGGAAGAAAUGGGCAAUGCUUCAAAGCUCUAGCAGCUCCAUGAUCUAGCCAAGGGAUAGCCAGUAUGAUGCCCCCCAGAUAUUGUUGGACUUCAUCUUCCAUUAGCCCCAGCAAGUGUGACCAAUGGCCAGGAAUUAUUGGAAUAGAAAGCCAGCAACAUAUGGAAGGCACCACACUGGCAGCUCCUUGUCGAUCCUGUGCCAUUUCUGUGACUUUACAAAGAGUCACUGCAGGAAAGUUGAAGGUUUUUCUUUGGCUGGUAUACUAAUGCUAUUGUUUAAGUGAUCUGUAGGCCUGGGCUCCUCCUUUGGUGCCAAAAUGCAGGGUAAAAAAACUAAUAAAUUAAUAGUGUCACAGAUGGUACCACUGUAAUAGUGUCUAUGCUGAUCCACUACUGGAGUGAGUCUUGAUGAGCCAAAGUGUCUCACAUUUGCUAAUGUAUGCCACUGUUACAGUCGGUAAAAUUCUCAGUUUUAAAGUAAUUGUUUCCAGUAUUAGAGUGACUAGUCCAAAUAUUCAAGAGCAAAACCAGAGUUCUAAGAGUUUCCAUUUCUGUUCUUAUUGCAGGUAAUCAUUGCUCUGUCGGAGAAGAAUAGGUCUCAUAUUCCCUACAGGAAUUCUAUGAUGACCUCGGUGCUAAGAGACAGCCUAGGAGGGAACUGUAUGACCACAAUGAUUGCGACACUCUCAAUAGACAAAAGGAACAUAGAUGUAUGUCCUCUCAGUUUUUAUUAUAAUUUGCUGUCCAAGAGUUAGUAUUUUAAAUUUAUCCAUUAAAUUUCAUUCAAAUAUGUUUUAUAAGCCGAUGGAUUUAAUUCUACCCGAAACCCUAGUUUGCGAAGUGAUGCAACACUGCCAGAGUAGUUGGUAAACCCUAUAUUUUGAACCCUAUAUUAAGCUGGUUCUCAUGCAACACUAAGCCAUACAAUGGCUUAGGGCAGGGGUAGGCAACCUAAGGCUCAUGGGCCACAAGCAGCCCACAGGGGUCAUUUAACCGGCCCACGAGCCACCCCCGAACCGAGCCACCCGCUUGGCGAGUCCCCAUGCGCUGCGCUAAACUGGCACAGUGCGGCGCCAGGACUCACUUUCACGGCACCGGAAAUCGCGUCUGUGCAGACGCAGAUGCCGGAAAUCACUUGUAUUGGUUUCUUCUGCUGCAUUUUGCCAAAUCUGUUUGACACUAUUUAGUUCCAUCUUCAGUUUGGAUUUCAGAGACUGGAGAACUUCAAGUGUUUAUUUUGCUGCUAUUCUGUGAACAUUGAAUUUGAAGACUGUUGUCUGUUUUAAACAGGCUUCCUCAAGCGCAGGUCUCCAGAUGUUUUGAGACUACAAUUCUCAUCAUCCCCGAUGACUGGUCCUGCUAGCUAGGGAUCAAGGGAGUUGAAGGCCAAAAACAUCUGGAGGGCCAAGUUUGAGGAAGCCUGGUUUUAAAGAUUGCUGAUUUAGUUUAUUAAUUAUAUAGCACACUUACUUGUCCAUAAUUGCAUGUUAAGAAUAUUUUUUUUUACAUUUAGGAAUCAAUAUCAACUUGUAGAUUUGCUCAGCGAGUUGCCCUUAUUAAGAAUGAAGCCAUUCUAAAUGAAGAAAUUGACCCCAGACUGGUAAGGAAUUUUGGUUGUUAUUUAUACCUAGCAUUUUUCAGGAAUUCAAAUUAAUUUAAGAAAUCAGUUCAGUUUUGAAAGGUUCAGUCUGUCAUCUACUUCAUGUUUGACAAAAUAAAAGCAUGAAAAAUUGUACAAAAUGAGAGAGGAUUCCCAACAAAGUUCUUAAUCAUAACUUUAAAUUCAGCCGAUAAGUGACACCUGUUUCAUUGUUGCAGAUAAUAGCACGACUAAAGAAGGAAGUUCAGGACCUAAGAAAUGAACUGGCCAUGGUGACUGGGGAACAAAGGCAAGAAGAACUGACAGAGGAAGAGCUACAACAGUAAUAUUUUG